Messenger RNA from Trypanosoma cruzi, 1215 nucleotides. RefSeq names its product valyl-tRNA synthetase, putative. Lineage: Eukaryota; Euglenozoa; Kinetoplastea; Trypanosomatida; Trypanosomatidae. Gene Ontology annotation, molecular function: valine-tRNA ligase activity; ATP binding. The transcript has a single exon. Gene Ontology annotation, cellular component: cytosol; cytoplasm. Gene Ontology annotation, biological process: valyl-tRNA aminoacylation. The record is from RefSeq and is a predicted model, not a curated record. The annotation marks the transcript as partial.
GGGAAUGUGAUUGACCCACUUUUUAUUAUUAAUGGUAUCACUCUUGAGGGGCUGCACUCCACGGUGACGAAUGGUAAUUUGGAUGAGAAGGAAGUUCCCCGGGCGUUAAAGUUGCAGAAGGAGACGUUCCCGAAUGGCAUUCCUGAAUGCGGUAGCGAUGCACUCCGGUUUGGCCUUCUUUCAUAUACUCAAUCAGGAAGAAGCGUCAAUCUUGACAUUGAUCGCAUCGUCGCCUACCGCCAAUUUUGCAACAAAUUAUGGAAUGCGGUGCGGUACGUCCUCUACCACGCAUUGGGAACGGAAUACAAACCGGGCCUGACAGUGAUCGACGUUUCAAGGGCGGAGAGUUAUCCACUGGAAUGCCGUUGGAUUCUCUCCCGUCUUGAUGUGGCGGUGGAGGAAUGUACCCGCGGGUUUUCAGAGGGCUCUUAUGACUUUGCCCUUACCACUAACUCAGCCUACCGCUUCUGGUUGUAUGAGCUGUGCGAUGUCUUCCUUGAGCUGACGAAGUUUUCCAUUCAUGCUGGUGGUGAUAGAAAGCAGCUGGUGCAGGAUGUAUUAUUAUAUGUGGUGGAAGUCGCGCUACGUCUGCUUCACCCCAUGAUGCCUUUUCUCACAGAAGAGCUCUGGCAUCGCCUACCAAAUUACAAUACUUUUGAGGUGGAGAGUAUCAUGCUCGCCCCGUACCCCGCAGUGGCUGGAUGGAAGAAUGACACGGUGGAGGAGAAAAUGAGGAUUAUGAUGGAUACCGUACACAAUGUCCGUUCCACCAAAGCCUCAUAUUCUCUUACAAACAAGCACAAACCGGAUGUGUGGAUUACCGCACAAACCUCAGAGGUGAAGCAGUUGCUUAUGGAUCACAGCUACAUGGUGAUUUCCCUCGGUGUGGUGGGAAAUGUUUCCGUCAUUUCGCCGGAGGAAGUGGAAGCCAAUGUUCCAAAGGGCUGCGGGUUUUCUGUUGUGAACAAGGAGGUGGGCGUCAACAUGAUGCUCUUGGGUUUUAUUGACGUGCAGAAGGAGGUUGCGAAGCUCGACAAGCAGCUUGUAGGACUUCAAAAGCAGAUUGAAGGCCUAAAGAAAAAGAUGUCCAUUCCAAACUACGACAUGAAAGUACCUGCGGAUGUGCGGACUGCGAACAGUGAGAAGCUUGACACGCUCACGGCACAGGAGAAGCAAAUUAUAGAAGGCCUGGAAAAAAUGAGGAGCAUUCUUUAG